Aspergillus pseudotamarii is the source of this 1738-nucleotide messenger RNA. Its product is annotated as F-box domain and ankyrin repeat protein. The transcript has a single exon. NCBI's taxonomy places the organism in Eukaryota, Fungi, Ascomycota, Eurotiomycetes, Eurotiales, Aspergillaceae. The coding region runs from base 521 to 1699 and encodes 392 amino acids. Gene Ontology annotation, molecular function: protein binding. The record is from RefSeq and is a predicted model, not a curated record.
UCAGAUGGGGUAAGUAAUGUAAAAGACAUUAAAUAUGAUCUUGUCCCAAUGCUGGAACCAAUAAGUCUAUCAUACGCCGCGCUAAUUGCCAGGCAAAUUUCUACACUUUCUCCAGUGUAUUUCAGUACCUACUUGUUGAGCAUACUCAGGUGUGGAUUGUCACUUCAGUUCAAUGAAUACCCUUCUUGAUUGAUUCUAUGUUGAGUCUUUGUAUGGCUGAUGAUUACCGCAAAAGGAUUGUUCACAACAUGGUCUAAUCAAUCACAAAGGGGGUAUCUUCACUAAGACUGCACAGUAACGAGCAGUAGAAGUUUCUAAAGUUCUCUAAAUUUUCUGGCAACUGGUGCCCCCAAUGAGGUAUAUAUGGUCAUCUAAUCGGCCACAAGGUACAGAAACUGGGAAUAGAUUGCAAACCAGCAACGAGACACUACAUACAUGUUCUAAAUUUCUGCACUGUCGAGUGUGGCUAGCAAAAGCCAUAGAUAGUUCUACACAUUGAGUUACAUAUCCUAUCUCUAUCAUGACACCUGAAACCGAGAUGAGACAGUCUCGUGGACUAAAUGGCUUGCCAACUGAGCUGAUCGAUAUGAUUGUUACCUAUCUCGACGCUCCAUCGUUAGGACAACUCGCUAGCACCUGUCGAAGGUUCAGCAAAAUAUUACGCUCCUUACUGCCCAAGGCUGCCAAGGGCUAUGCUUUGGCCAAUGAAGAGGACUACACUCAAUAUCUCACGAGAUACUUAGGAGCAUAUAUUCCCGAAUGCCCAUUCAUUUAUCGGUUCCAAAGGUCCGGAUACAGGAUCAAUCUCCCACGCCAGCCACUUGCAGAUGCCAUCGAGAAAGGUAGAAUCAACGCUGUCAAAGGGUUUCUCGAUGCAGGGGUCAGCCCGAACUCCCAUGACGUGACUGGAAUUAGCAUGCUGGGUAUUGCAAUUGGUUUCCGGCAUACCCAGAUUGUGGAACUCUUUCUUGAAAGAGGCGCCAGUUUGGAGCUGUAUCGGUUGCUGCCUCAGCCCAAGAUGAUCUGUAUUAUACCUUACUGUAACCUCGAAUCGCUCAAACUCAUUGUGGAUAAGGUCGACUUGAGCCAUAUGUGUGGUGAGGGUGGAUCUGUGCUUCAUCAAGCCAUACGGAAUGACGAGCCAGAUGUGCUAGAGCUUUUGGUGGAAAAGUAUGCCCAUCUGCUCUCUCUGCAGGACUUUAAAGGUGAAACGGCUCUUUUUCGAGCGGCUCGACUCUGGGAGAACCGGAAUCGUCAGACCGUUAUGGUUCGUAUACUGAUUGAGGCCGGCAUUGAUAUGAACAUCAGAAACGCUCAGAAUGAGACUGCCUUCCAUAAAGCUUGCUCUCAUGGCUCCUAUGAAGUUGUUCAGUUUCUUCUAGAGCGCGGAAUCGAGACAAACAUCCCAGGGGAAAGUGGAAUGACCGAGCUACACUACGCAGCCCGAGACAAUUCGGCUGAAGUUGUAAAUCUUCUACUUUCUCAAGACACAUUCAAUCUUCAUGUAUUCGCUAAUAAUGGCGAAACGCCGCUGCACAUGGCAGCAAGACAGUCGACACCCGAUACUUUUGCGGUGCUGCUUGAGAACGGGGCUAUUUUACGCCUUAGAGACGCCAAUGGCCAAACACCUCUGGACAUCAUCAAGGCUAUGGGCCAUUGGAGCAUUGAGAGAUAUCUCCAAUAUGAAGACAACAAUUGAUGGCUACAGCCUUCCUUGGAUAUCUAGGCAUCUUGUUUA